AUGAUAAAAAUAAAUAAUCUAAAUGAUAAAGAAUAUUUCACAUACCUCAAAAUUGUCAAGGAAACAUUAAUAUUUAUUCUUCCUAAUUUUGCAGAAUAUGAGGAACACUUCCAAUAAUUAAAAGUGAUAGUUGGAGAUAUUCGAAUAUUGAUUUUACAAUUGACAAAUUGGAUGAUUUUUUAUUACUCUGAUGUAAAGGGAGAACCUAAUUAAUUUAGUUUAAAUAUAAGCAAUACAUUAUAACCUUAAUUAUAAAAUUACUUUAUUCGUAAAAGUGAUCUAUAAGGAAUGCAAAUUUAUUUUAAGGAAUAAUAAUUAGAUAAAUUAGAAAAUCUGAUCAGAAACAGAAUAUUUUAGUAGUAAAAAGAAAAUGUUUUAGUGAGGAUAGUAGAAAAUCGAGAUAUGUCAAUUUUGAUAUAUAGUUAUUUGAAACGAAGAGAUAUGAUUAAUUUGGAAUUAAGUUGUUUUAAUAUUAGAGAUCUCUUCAUAGAGAACAAUUAUUGGUAUUAAUUGUAUAAGAGGAAAUAUGGUUUAACUGGAUUCAAAUUAGAUAGUUUUAGUUGGAAAAAUAAAUUUCUUUUGUAAAUGAAACCUUGA
Paramecium pentaurelia is the source of this 597-nucleotide messenger RNA. Lineage: Eukaryota; Ciliophora; Oligohymenophorea; Peniculida; Parameciidae. The record is from the annotation of a GenBank genome assembly.